Exophiala viscosa is the source of this 3499-nucleotide messenger RNA. Its product is annotated as adenosinetriphosphatase. Lineage: Eukaryota; Fungi; Ascomycota; Eurotiomycetes; Chaetothyriales; Herpotrichiellaceae. Gene Ontology annotation, molecular function: ATP binding; ATP-dependent chromatin remodeler activity; metal ion binding. Gene Ontology annotation, biological process: nucleotide-excision repair. Gene Ontology annotation, cellular component: nucleus. The transcript is spliced from 3 exons. The record is from RefSeq and is a predicted model, not a curated record. The coding region runs from base 204 to 3110 and encodes 968 amino acids.
GUUUGGUGUCAGACGCAGCUAUCGCCCCUUUAUCGGCAGCUCACAUCAUUGUCAGACAGUCAUCAUUCUUUGACGCGUUCCAGGCACCGAUCCAGGAACUGCCUGAUUGGACCCUGAACUCGAUCCUCGAUAUCAAAGACUCAAAAAUCUCCCUUUUCCUCAACCAUCCCGCCUCACCAUUCUACUCUAAUUAUCAGACAAAAAUGGGUGCGAGAGGCCGGCCAGUGAGGUCGUCGACCUCAAAGGCCGAUUCCGUUUCCAAGAUCGCCACCCCAGAGCCAUCCCUGCCAGCGUUCAAACGAACCACCAAACGCAGCACCCGAGCCUCACAAGUCACGGAAAUCCCAGACUCAGAUGACUUCGAAGAGAUCAUAGAGGUCAAAUCCUCAGUCUCUGUCUCAAAAGGCACUUUUAAAGGUGUCUUCGUCCCCAGCAAUGGGUCGACAAUCGUUAAUGCUAGCGCAGCCGUCUCCGACUCGACUGCUCCUUCCUCCAUUGCCGAUUCCCUUGAGUCCGCUCUUUACGAGACGCCGGAUACAAGCGCCGUCCCUACUCCGAGUGCCCUCGAACAACUUGCAUCAAGAUCCAAAAUCGGUGCUACGCUUCGUGCUGCAGAGCUGGAGUCAUCGGAGUUUGCUUUGAGAGGACGAUCCACAAGAAAGCGAACUGCCACUCAGCUUGACGAUGAGGAAGAGAAUGUAGACGCACAACUCGCUGCAUUAUUGCAAGCAGAAGAGUACGACAUGGUGGACGCUAGCCAGGAUUCGGAUAGUGAACCACUGUCAAAACGCCGCCGCAUCGGUCUUCAACCGUCUCACAACGAAGCCAUGGUAAUCGACGAUAGCGACGACGAUUUACCAUUUGCGAGACGUCCCAGAACGAGGCUGGCUUAUGAACCUUCUAACCCGCCAAAUGUGUCUGGACCGCCGUCAUGGGGGAAUUCCGAACUCUCUUCGCUUGCAUCCCUGGACGAAACUGGAAUGUCCGAUUAUGAAUCUGUCGACUACUCGGUCACGCCUUCUCAAGCCAGCGAGGAUGUAGAAGACGAAGAUCAAGACCGGGCCGCCAUGCCACCACCUGUCGCUGGAGGCCGAAAAAAGCGGAGCAGACGACGUGCAGCUUCUCCUAUUGAAUGGGAUCCGUCCAAACGACGCCAGAAGCGAGAGCGUAAGAAGCUCGAAAAGGCUCAUCCGGAAAUCAAUUCCAUGUGGGACGAUCUCAAAGAUAUUGCACCCAUCACACCUGUGCCUGCCCAGCAACCUGCCGGCAUCAAUCGUACACUCAAAAAGUUCCAGCUCGAAGGUCUGGAUUGGAUGAUCAAACAAGAACAAUCUCAAUGGAAAGGAGGUCUCUUAGGAGACGAGAUGGGUAUGGGCAAGACAAUCCAGGCAGUCAGUUUGAUAAUGUCCGACUGGCCGGCCAAAGACCCUUCUCUCGUCGUGGUGCCGCCUGUCGCCCUCAUGCAAUGGCAAGCCGAAAUCAAUGAUUACACCAGUGGGAAGCUCAAAGUCCUCGUCUACCACGUAUCUGCCAACCCCAAAUGCAAACUUCUCACCAAAAAGGAUCUGAAGAAGUACGAUGUUAUCAUGGUCUCCUACUCCGGUCUCGAGUCCAUGUUCCGCAAACAACACAAAGGUUGGAGUCGCGGCGAUGGAAUCGUCAAAGAGGACAGCAUCUUGCAUUCCAUCAAAUACCAUCGACUCAUCUUGGACGAGGCACACAGCAUCAAGCAGAGAACUACCAGUGUGGCCAAGGCAUGCUUUGCUCUCAAAGCAGACCACAAGUGGUGUUUGUCCGGCACUCCUGUCCAAAACCGAAUUGGAGAGUUUUUCUCUUUGCUACGCUUCCUUGAGGUCUUGCCAUUUGCUUGCUAUUUCUGCAAGCAGUGUCCAUGUAAAGAACUUCAUUGGAGUCAGGAUGUGACUACCAAGAUGUGCAACAUGUGUAAGCACAGCGGCUUCAACCACGUUUCCGUCUUCAACCAAGAAAUUCUCAACCCUAUAACUCAGGGCGAUGAUACGGAGAGAAAGCGAGGUCUUGAGAAAUUGCGUCUCAUCACUGAUCGCAUCAUGUUGCGACGUAUGAAGCGCGAUCAUACAUCUUCCAUGGAGCUUCCACCCAAAGAAGUCAUCAUUCACAAUGAAUUUUUUGGUGAAAUUGAGCGCGACUUCUCUCAGAGUAUCAUGUCAAACUCCGCUCGAAAGUUCGACACCUAUGUCUCUCAAGGUGUGAUGCUGAACAACUAUGCAAACAUCUUUGGUCUGAUCAUGCAGAUGAGACAAGUUGCAAAUCAUCCAGACUUGAUUCUUCGAAGACACGCCGAAGGUGGCCAGAACAUCCUAGUGUGCUGCAUCUGCGAUGAACCUGCCGAAGAACCUAUCCGAUCCAAAUGUCAUCAUGAGUUUUGCCGUCAAUGUGCCAAGUCAUAUGUCCAAUCCUUCGCUGGCGGAGGAGGCGACGCUGACUGCCCAAGAUGCCACAUUGCCUUGAGCAUCGACUGGGACCAACCCGAAAUCGAGCAGGAUGAAGACAACGUCAAGAAGUCGUCAAUCAUCAAUCGAAUUAAGAUGGACGAUUGGACCUCGUCGACCAAGAUCGAAAUGCUCGUCUACGACCUCUACAAGCUCAGAAGCAAGAAACAAACCCACAAGAGCAUUGUCUUCUCUCAAUUCACAUCGAUGUUGCAGCUCGUUCAAUGGCGUCUCCAGAAAUCUGGCUUCAGCACCGUUCUGCUUGAUGGCAGCAUGAGUCCAGCCCAGCGGCAGAAAUCCAUUGAUCACUUCAUGAACAACGUUGACGUCGAAGUCUUUCUCGUGUCGCUCAAAGCCGGUGGUGUCGCACUCAACUUGACUGAAGCCAGUCGAGUGUACAUCAUCGAUCCAUGGUGGAACCCAGCUGCGGAAUGGCAGUCUGCCGAUCGUUGCCACCGAAUCGGUCAACGCCGUCCUUGUGUCAUUACUCGCCUUGUCAUCGAAGACUCCGUCGAAUCCAGAAUGGUUUUGCUUCAGGAAAAGAAGGCCAAUAUGAUCAACGGCACCGUCAACAAUGAUCAAGUCGCUCUGGACAAGCUGACCCCGGAGGAUAUGCAGUUCUUGUUCCGGGGAAGUUAGACGAAUCCCUUCAGAUAAACACGGACGGUGCUAGCGAUGAUGUGGAAGAGGGCGCUGCAGGCUCCUGCUUCUCGAAUGUGCCACGAGUCAUGAUGAUCAUGCUUUUUUAUGAUUCAGCAAACGAAGCUGUACACUAUAUCUUCAUGGGAGUCUAAGGGCUAUGAGUGGAUUGCGUUACUCAUCGGGGUGGGCCAGGGUCGGUAUUGUGCUGGGCUUGGUGCCUUCUAUUCUUUUAUCCAGUGUAUCAUGAAGAAAAAGCGAUUAGAGCUUAUGCAAAACAUACUCAAGAUAAGAGGCAGGCAUAGUAGAAACCAUAUCACAAAUGCCCCAUUCGAGUCUAUCGUGCCUCGGUGGGUGAUACGAGACGUUUCGCAUCGGACUGACAGUAA